Messenger RNA from Dipodomys ordii (Ord's kangaroo rat), 2012 nucleotides. RefSeq names its product CD5 molecule (gene Cd5). Gene Ontology annotation, biological process: T cell costimulation. NCBI's taxonomy places the organism in Eukaryota, Metazoa, Chordata, Mammalia, Rodentia, Heteromyidae. The transcript is spliced from 11 exons. The record is from RefSeq and is a predicted model, not a curated record. Gene Ontology annotation, cellular component: plasma membrane. Bases 48 to 1577 code for a protein of 509 amino acids.
CCCACGGGUGCUGAGCUUGGAGGCUGAGGCGGAAGGAGGCUGUCCCCAUGGGCUCUCAGAAAACAUCGUUGGCCACCACGUACCUGCUGGGGAUGCUGGUCACUUCCUGCCUCGGGUCCAGGUGGGACGGGCCAGAUUUCCAGGUGAGGUUAACUGGCUCCCCGUCAAGGUGCCAGGGCCAGCUGGAGGUCUCCAUCACGGGGGACGUGUGGCUCACAGUGUGCCGGCGGAGCUGGGGUGGGAGCCUGGACCGCCUGGACGAAGCUCCCCAACACAGGUGGGAAGUCUGCCAGCAGCUGCACUGUGGGGAGAUCUUGGCCUUCCAGUUUUUCCCAAGGUUCAGCAUCCCCCGGAACCAGAAACAGAUCACCUGCCACGGCCCCACGGGGUCCUUCUCCAACUGCAGCACCAGCUCAGCGCCGGCACAGUGCCCUCCACUGGGCCUCAUCUGCCAGGGCUUCCAGACGGCACCUCCACCACCCACGAGCCCCCCACCCACGACUACCCCAGAACCCACAGCUCCCCCCAGGCUGCAGCUGGUAGCAGGGCCCGGGAGCCCGCAGUGCGCAGGCGUGGUGGAAUUCUACCACGGCAGCCAGGGUGGCACCAUCCUCCACGAGACCCAGGAGCCGCUGGACAGCCUGGGCAACCUCCUCUGCGCGGCUCUCCAGUGUGGAACCUUCCUGAAGCAUCUGCCACAGGCUGAGGUAGCCAGAGCCCCAGGCCUGCAGGAACCAAUGAGAGAGACAGAGACAGAGACGGCCAGUGCUGGUGGGGCUGAGCGAAGGAGCCCUUUGCCAGCUCGAUGGAAAGUCCAGAACUCCAGCUGUGCCUCCCUGCCUCAGUGCUUCCAGAAAAUACAGCCCCAGGAGGACAGCCAGGUGCUGGCCCUGGUCUGCUCAGGUUUCCAGCCCAAGGUGCAGAGCCGCCUGGUGGGGGGCAGCAGUGUGUGUGAAGGCAGUGUGGAGGUGCGCCAGGGUGCGCGGUGGGCCGUCCUGUGUGACAGCUCUGUGGCCAAGCGUCUGGCCCGGUGGGAAGAGCUGUGCCAGGAGCAGCAGUGCGGCAGGGCCAUCUCCUUCCGUGCGCUGGACGCCAGUGGGACCUCUGCAGGGCUCUCCUGUCCCCAUGAGAAGUUGUCCCAGUGCUACAAGCUUCAGGAGAGAAAAACCCACUGCAAGAGGGUGUUUGUCACAUGCCAGAAUCCAAACCCAGCAGGCAUGGCUGCAGGCACCGUGGCAAGUAUCAUCCUGACCCUGGUGCUUCUGGCUGUACUGCUGGUCAUGUGUGGACCCAUCGCCUACAAGAAGCUGGUGAAGAAAUUUCGCCAGAAGAAGCAGCGCCAAUGGAUUGGCCCCACCGGAAUGAGCCAGAGCAUGUCUUUCCAUCGCAACCACACCGUGCGGUCCCAGGUUGAGAACCCAGCUGCCUCCCAUGUGGACAACGAAUACAGCCAGCCUCCCAGGAACUCCCACCUGUCCAGUUAUCCAGCUCUGGAAGGGGCCCUGCAGCGUGCCUCGGCCCAGCCCGACAACUCCUCCGACAGUGACUAUGAUCUUCACACAGCUCAGAGGCUGUGAAAGGUCCCUUCACUUCACAGGACUGGGAACCAAACAAAAGACCCAGAGCCACCCUCAGCUGUCCUGAGGACACUCUGCUUUCACCAUUUGAAAGCGACAUCCCAUUCCUACCCCCGGCCAGAACCUGGACACAGAGACCACGCCCUGCCACACAUCCUGUGCCCUGCAGUGGUGCCCAGCUCCCACGGCCCUGUCCUUCCAACCACAGCAGCUGCACAAGCCCUACCCCCACCCCAACAAUGGAGUUUACAAGAGAGUAGAGCCCAGAUGUAACCUGCCCUCCCAAGCAGAGAUCAGGGUGCCAGAGGGGGUCCCCUUUUCCUAAGCUCCAGGCCCUUCCCAUCUGCACAGAGAUAUGCCUUUGAGGAAGUGCAUGGAUUUCUCUUAUGUAUUUUUAAUGUGUUCUUUGUAAAUAAUGAUUUUUCAACUUCUUGA